Dipodomys ordii (Ord's kangaroo rat) is the source of this 5534-nucleotide messenger RNA. It is a transcript of the gene Ncoa3, whose product is annotated as nuclear receptor coactivator 3. Gene Ontology annotation, biological process: cellular response to hormone stimulus; positive regulation of transcription by RNA polymerase II. The coding region runs from base 204 to 4355 and encodes 1383 amino acids. The record is from RefSeq and is a predicted model, not a curated record. The transcript is spliced from 22 exons. NCBI's taxonomy places the organism in Eukaryota, Metazoa, Chordata, Mammalia, Rodentia, Heteromyidae. Gene Ontology annotation, molecular function: nuclear receptor binding; protein dimerization activity. Gene Ontology annotation, cellular component: nucleus.
AGCGCCGGCGGCGGCCGCGGCGUAGUCAGCGGCGGCGGUGGCGGCUGCGGGCAGAGCGGCGAGUUUCCGAUUUAAAGCUGAGCUGCGAGGAAAAUGGCGGCUGGCGGCUCAAAAUACUUGCUGAACAGUGGACUCAGAGACCAUUACAUAUAAACUCGUACUUGACCAGCAUUUGAUUAGCCAGUUGCUGAUGUAUUUUCAAGAUGAGUGGACUAGGAGAAAACUCCUUGGAUCUGUUAUCCACAGAUUCACGAAAACGCAAACUGCCAUGUGAUACUCCAGGACAGGGUCUUACUUGCAGUGGUGAAAAGUGGAGACGAGAGCAAGAGAGCAAAUAUAUUGAAGAAUUGGCUGAACUGAUAUCUGCAAAUCUUAGUGAUAUUGACAAUUUCAAUGUCAAACCAGAUAAAUGUGUGAUUUUAAAGGAAACAGUAAGACAGAUACGACAAAUAAAAGAACAAGGAAAAGCAAUCUCAAAUGACGAUGAUGUUCAGAAAGCUGAUGUGUCAUCUACAGGACAGGGGGUUAUUGACAAAGACUCUUUAGGACCACUUUUACUUCAGGCAUUGGAUGGUUUCUUGUUUGUGGUAAAUCGGGAUGGAAACAUUGUAUUUGUGUCAGAAAAUGUUACCCAGUAUCUGCAAUAUAAGCAAGAGGACCUGGUUAACACAAGUGUCUACAAUAUCUUACAUGAAGAAGACAGAAAGGAUUUUCUUAAAAAUUUACCAAAAUCUACAGUUAAUGGAGUUUCCUGGACAAAUGAGACCCAGAGACAAAAAAGCCACACAUUUAAUUGUCGUAUGUUAAUGAAAACACAUGAUAUUUUGGAAGACAUGAACACCAAUCCUGAAAUGCGGCAGCGAUAUGAAACCAUGCAGUGCUUUGCCCUGUCUCAGCCACGCGCUAUGAUGGAGGAAGGGGAGGACUUGCAAUCCUGUAUGAUCUGUGUGGCCCGACGCAUUACUACAGGUGAACGAGCGUUUCCAUCAAAUCCUGAGAGCUUUAUUACCAGACAUGAUCUUUCAGGAAAGGUUGUCAAUAUAGAUACAAAUUCUCUGAGAUCUUCCAUGAGGCCUGGCUUUGAAGAUAUAAUCCGAAGGUGUAUCCAGAGGUUUUUCAGUCUGAAUGAUGGGCAGUCAUGGUCCCAGAAACGUCACUACCAAGAAGCUUACAUUCAUGGCCAUGCAGAAACCCCUGUGUAUCGAUUCUCCCUGGCUGAUGGAACUAUAGUGACUGCACAGACAAAAAGCAAACUCUUCCGAAACCCCGUAACAAAUGAUCGCCACGGCUUUGUCUCAACACACUUUCUUCACAGAGAACAGAAUGGGUAUAGACCAAACCCAAAUCCUGUAGGACAAAGCAUUAGACCUUCUGCAGCUGGAUGCGGCAGUUCGGUAGGCAGCAUGAGCAUGUCGCCAAACCACAGCUUACAGAUGCUGAGUGGCAGGGCCUAUGGCUUGGCAGAGCCCAGCACCACAGGGCAGAUGAGUGCUGCUAGGUAUGGGGCUUCCAGUAACAUAGCUUCACUGACCCCUGGGCCAGGCAUGCAGUCACCGUCUUCCUACCAGAACAACAACUAUGGGCUGAACAUGAGUAGCCCCCCACAUGGCAGUCCUGGUCUUGGCUCCAACCAGCAGAAUAUCAUGAUCUCUCCUCGUAAUCGUGGGAGCCCAAAGAUGGCCUCACACCAGUUUUCUCCUGUUCCAGGUGUGCACUCCCCUAUGGGAUCUUCUGGCAGUACCUCAAGCCACAGCUUUUCCAGCAGCUCUCUCAGUGCCCUGCAAGCCAUCAGUGAGGGGGUGGGGACGUCUCUCUUAUCCACUUUGUCUUCACCAGGCCCCAAAUUGGAUAAUUCUCCCAACAUGAAUAUGACUCAGCCAAGUAAAGGGAGCAGUAGUCAGGAUUCAAAGAGUCCCCUAGGCUUAUACUGUGACCAGAAUCCAGUGGAGAGUUCAGGGUGUCAGUCAAAUAGCAGAGAUCACCUCAAUGACAAAGAAAGUAAGGAGAGUGGUGGAGAAGGAUCUGAAAAUCCAAGGGGGCCUUUGGAAAGCAAAGGCCAUAAGAAGUUACUGCAGUUACUUACCUGCUCCUCUGACGACCGAGGCCAUUCCUCCUUGAACAACUCCCCUUUGGAUUCCAGUUGUAAAGACACUUCUGCUAAUGUCACCAGCCCCUCUGGAGUCUCAUCCUCAACACCAGGAGGUGUGUCCUCCACAUCCAAUGUGCACGGGUCACUAUUACAAGAGAAGCAUCGUAUUUUGCACAAGUUGCUGCAGAAUGGAAAUUCACCGGCCGAAGUAGCCAAGAUUACUGCAGAAGCCACGGGGAAAGACACUACCAGUGUCACCACCUGUGGCGAGGGAGAUGUCAAGCAGGAGCAGCUAAGUCCAAAGAAGAAGGAGAACAACGCUCUUCUGAGGUACCUGUUGGACAGGGACGAUCCUAGUGACACACUCUCUAAAGAGUUACAGCCCCCCGUGGAAGGGGUCGAUAAUAAAGUGACUCAGAGCAGCAGUUCCACCAUUCCCAGCUCCAGUCAAGAGAAAGAUGCAAAGAUUAAGACAGAAGCAAGUGAAGAGGGAUCUGGAGACUUGGAUAAUCUAGAUGCCAUUCUUGGUGACCUGACGAGUUCUGACUUUUACAGUAAUAAUCCCAUAUCCUCAAAUGGCAGUCAUCUGGGGACCAAGCAACACAUGUUUCAGGGAGCUAAUUCUUUGGGUUUGAGAAGUCCACAGUCUGUGCAGUCCAUUCGUCCUCCAUAUCACCGUGCAGCGUCUCUAGAUAGCCCUGUUUCUGUUGGCUCAAGUCCUCCAGUCAAAAAUAUCAAUGCUUUCCCCAUGUUACCAAAGCCACCCAUAUUGGGUGGGAAUCCACGAGUGGUAGAUAGUCAGGAAAAUUAUGGCUCAAAUAUUGGUGGACCAAACAGAAAUGUGACUGUGAACCAGACACCAUCCUCAGGAGACUGGGGCUUACCAAACCCCAAAGCCAGUAGAAUGGAAGCCAUGAGUUCAAACUCCAUGGGAAGACCUGGAGGUGAUUACAAUGCUUCCAUACCCAGACCUGCAAUGGGGGGCUCUAUGCCCACCUUGCCUCUUCGGUCUAAUAGUAUACCAGGUACAAGACCAAUGUUGCAGCAGCAGCAGCAGCAACAGAUGCUUCAAAUGAGGCCCACUGAGAUUCCCAUGGGAAUGGGAGUCAAUCCCUAUGGCCAAGCAGCACCAUCUACUCAAACAGCUUCCUGGCCAGAUAGCAUGUUGUCCAUGGAACAAGGCCCUCAAGGGACACAAAACAGGCCUCUUCUUAGGAAUUCCUUGGAUGAUCUUCUUGGACCACCUUCUAAUCUGGAAGGCCAGAGUGAUGAGAGAGCAUUGUUGGACCAAUUGCAUACACUCUUGAGCAAUACGGAUGCCACAGGUCUGGAGGAAAUUGACAGAGCUUUGGGCAUCCCUGAGCUUGUCAACCAGGGACAGGCUUUGGAGCCCAAACAGGAUGCUUUCCAAGGCCAAGACGCAGCAGUGAUGAUGGAUCAAAAGGCAGCAUUAUAUGGACAGACAUACCCAACCCAGGGGCUACCAAUGCAGGGGGGCUUUAAUCUUCAGGGACAAUCACCAUCAUUUAACUCGAUGAUGAAUCAGAUGAAUCAGCAAGGCACUUUUCCUCUCCAAGGAAUGCACCCUCGGGCCAAUAUCAUGAGACCUCGCACGAACACCCCAAAGCAGCUUAGAAUGCAACUUCAGCAGAGGCUUCAGGGCCAGCAGCAGGGUUUUCUAAAUGCCCAGAUGGUCGCUCAGCGCAGCAGAGAGCUGCUGAGUCAUCACUUCCGACAACAGAGGGUAGCAAUGAUGAUGACGCAGCAACAGCAGCAACAGCAGCAGCAGCAACAGCAGCAGCAGCAGCAGCAGCAGCAAAGCCAGGCCUUUAGUCCACCUCCGAAUGUCACUGCCUCCCCCAGCAUGGAUGGAGUUUUGACAGGAUCUGCAAUGCCACAAGUGCCGCCCCAGCAGUUUCCAUAUCCACCAAAUUAUGGAAUGGGUCAACAACCAGAUCCAGCCUUUGGUCGAGUGUCUAGUCCCCCUAAUGCAAUGAUGUCAUCAAGGAUGGCUUCCUCCCAGAACCCCAUGAUGCAGCACCCUCAGACUGCACCGAUGUACCAGUCCUCAGAAAUGAAGGGGUGGCCAUCAGCAAACCUGGCCAGGAACAGCGCCUUUCCGCAGCAGCAGUUUGCUCACCAGGGUGGUGCUGCUGCAUAUAGCAUGGUGCAUAUGAACGGCAGCAGUGGCCACUUGGGACAGAUGACCAUGAGCUCCAUGCCUAUGUCCGGCAUGCCCACGGGGCCUGACCAGAAGUACUGCUGACCUCUCUAUACUGGGACCGCUAAGGAAACCACUGCCCAAAGGAUACUGCAUAGGGUCAUCAGGAGGUGAUGCAUCUAGCUUGGAAGCACCAACCAGCCUUGAGCUUCAUCACAGUCUUCCAAGUAAUGCCAUUGGAUCAGGACUGGACCUGAAGCUGAAGUGCAGUAUCUACCUGUUUCCUUACUUGUGUGCACCAUCGUGUUCCAAACCAGUGUUUUCAGCCUUCUGCUUCAUAGCAGUGCUGAUUCUGGAGAGAAGGGGGGCGGGGUUCCUGGUCACAAGGGGUUUCUCUAGCAGCAGUCUGACAUAGAGUAUAGGCCUGGCCCUUAGUGUUUUGGUUUCUAUCAAGUAGGUCUGCGUUUGCCCUUUUAUGUGGUGGCGUUGGCAUUUCCAUAUUCAUGUCCUUUAUUGAUGGUGUUGAGUGCUGUCUCUCGCUGUUGUCCUAGGUUUCCUCCCCAUAAAGAUUUUCAUUAAGCCCUGAUGCCCUGAAACACCCCAGGACUUGUCAUUGAAGUCAAAUGGCUUUGCAGAAGGGAAAUGAGAUGACAGUGUUUAAUUGCAGCAGUGGCAAAUUUUUCAUAUGCUAACGUGCAGCUGAGUGCACUUUAUUAAAAAAAAAAUAAUGGAUAAAAUGCAAUAUUCCUGAGGUCUUGAGGAAUGGUGAGCCACAUUCUUGGUUUUUGUCAACACUUAUUUGUUGGACAGGAGCCAUGAUUUAAAACAUUAAAAAAAAAGUACUGGUGUCACCCUUUGCCUAUAUGGUAGAGCAAUAAUGCUUUUUAAAAAUAAACUGAAAACCCAAGGCCAGGUACUGCAUUCUGAAUCAGAAUUUCGCAGUGUUUCUGUGAAUAUUUUUUGUAAAUAUGACCUUUAAGAUAUUGUAUUAUGUAAAAUAUGUAUAUACCUUUUUUGUAGGUCACAUCAGCUCAUUUUUACAGAGUUCAUGAAGCUUAAGUAUUUAACUUUUGUCAAUUUCAAUAAGCCCCGUGUGCCGAGGCUGCAACAGAAGCAAUGCUCCUCGAUCUCCUGGCUGGAAGAGGCAUGGCGUCCACAGCUUUUCCUCUCCCAGCCUUGGCCUCACUCUUACCAAUCUCUUGAUCUAAAUGCGUUUUUUUGUUUGUUUGUUUGUCUGUUUUGGGUUUUUUUUGGGGGGGGGUAAGGUCAGUUGUGGGGCUUAAA